Amphibalanus amphitrite is the source of this 543-nucleotide messenger RNA. Its product is annotated as serine/threonine-protein kinase tousled-like 1. The record is from RefSeq and is a predicted model, not a curated record. Bases 1 to 543 code for a protein of 180 amino acids. NCBI's taxonomy places the organism in Eukaryota, Metazoa, Arthropoda, Thecostraca, Balanomorpha, Balanidae. The transcript has a single exon.
AUGAUCUCCACACGGACAUACAGUGUGCGUAUGAAGCGCAGCACGCAGCGUCGGCAGGCAGCUAGGAAACGGACGCCGGGCGGUGUGUCCCGAGAGUCCUCUCAGCGGAGUCAGACCGGGAGACCGGUGGACGGUGACCGUCCGUCGCCCGCGCCCGCCGCCGCCGCCGCUGUGAGCCGGGAGGACGGAGCUGCUGCCGCCGCUGUGACCCAGGAGGACGGAGCUGCCGCCGGUGCUGAGGAUACCUCCGGCGUGGGACAGGACCAGCGGCAGGGAGCGGAGCCGCCCGAGGGUGCUGAGAGGAGUCCGCCGCGCAGCCCGCCGUCCGGCGAGGCGGUGGCCAUCGGCCUGAGUGGGAACGGUGAGACCGACGGACAGAUGGUGUAUUACUCCUGCAGGACGCCGUUCCACCAUCCGCACCAGCUGCACCAGCAGCUGCACCAACAGCUCCACCAGCAGCAGCACCAGCAGAAUUGCCAGUCCAAUCACCAACACCAUCGACAGCAGAACGGACGGCAGCAGCAGACGCAACAGUACAGGUAA